UAAAUUAGUAGCUCACUUUUCAUUAUUUCAGAAUUAGAGAAAAAUAUUUUAUAAUUUAAGAAAUAAAUUUUGAAAUGUAUUGAGAAACGAUGAACAUAAUUUUGUCGCACCCAAAUGAAAUUGAAUUGUUGUUAUAUUGAAAAUAAAAAGAUUUUUUUUAAAUUAUAAUAAUUUAUAAUUAUAAUACAAAUAAUUUAAAGAAUACUGAUUAAAUUUUAAUUUGGUAUACUUAUUUAGCCCCAAAAAUAAUAUAAAAGAAAAAAGGAAAAAUCGAAGACACGACGUCGUAUGGGGCUAUCCAUAUAAACUACGUUAUCUAUUUUAGAGGGGUGUGGGGGUCAAAAAAUCUUUAAAAAUACAUUUGACACAAAGGUAACAAGGGUGAAAGAGGGUCUAAAAAGAAUGAAAAAUUGGUAAAAUAGUUUAUGUGCAUUUGGGCACAACUAAUAUAUUUUUGCAUAUAUAACACCUUGUCCGAUGAGGUCCCGAUAUAGUCUCAAUCGCGUGAGGUGUUUCAACACAAUUUGAGACCAGAUUUGUCAAUAUGUACUGAUGUAUAAUUAUAUACAUAUUUAAAAUGUGAUUGAAUCUGAUUCAACCCAUUUCGGGAAACAUUUUAUUAAAUCCAAUUGAAAUGAAUUCAGUUAUGGCAAAUUCAAUAUGUUUCUGAAAUGGGUCAAUUGCUUUUAAUCGUUUUCUAUUGAUUUUUUUUAAGGAACUAGUUUAUAAUAUUAGACAGAUAUACAUAUAAUUGAACACAUGCGCUGUAAAAUAUCCUAUAACACAAAUGCAACAAUGGCGCGUCGCGCCUGUGUCAAUCGACCUAUCACUACAUGUACGUGCGCGCGACCUCUCGACCUGUACCAUGUCUCUGAAAAUUUUUUAUAUUAUGUAAUUUGUCCAAAUAUUAGAUCAGAUUUACUAUUUUUUAUUUAUAUAAAGAAGAAAGUUUAUGAAAUCAAUUCUUCUUAAUCUACAAGUAUUUAACAAAUUUUGCCAAACACAUAAAAACGCAUAUACUUAUUUACCUGCAUGGUAUAUAGAAAACAUAAAAGUUGUAAAAGGGCUUUCGGAGAUAUUACAUGUAAUGAAAGAAAACUUCAAAUGACUGAGAUUUGUCAUUCUGCAAAAGUAUGUCCAGAAAUAGAAGCUUCUGGUGAGGCAGUUAAUGGGAAAUGAAUAUAUGGAUUUGCAUUAUUUGAUAUAUGUAUAGAUCAUUUCUUACUUACGCAUUGACAUUGCUCAUGUUGCUGGACGAAAGCUGUACUGACAGAUGAUAUAGACAUGUAUAAAUUAUUACGACGUAAUAAAGCCCGUUUGUUCAUCAUAUGUACAAUCUUCGUUUCUUUGCUACUAUGUCUAUAUUAUGUCAGUCAAAUUCAAGUACCAACUUCCAGUCCGGCAGGUCAUUCUUUAGAGACUGAAUUUAUACAACAUUUGCAAGAAAAUAUAACAUCAUCAUUAUAUACGUGUCCUGUUAUUAGACCCAGAAAAGCAGAUAUUGAUGUCCAGGAAGAGUUUAAAAAAUUCGAUUUUCAGCCAUCAUGGAUGAGAAGUCGUGAAUAUUGGGACGAUAGUUUUGAGGCUCGAUAUGCUGAACAAAAAAAAAAUCCUACUAGGCCACCCUUAAAGGUCAUUCUUGUACCACACAGUCAUACUGAUCCAGGAUGGUUGAAAACUUUUGAGCAGUAUUUUCAUGGCACUACCAGGGGAAUUUUGAACAAUAUGGUUUCGAAACUUCAGCAGUGGCCAAAUAUGACUUUUAUUUGGAGCGAAGUAUCAUUUCUAUCACUUUGGUGGGAAAGUGCUCAUCCAACAAAAAAAGCAAUUGUUAAGAGGCUAAUAAAAGAAGGCCGUCUGGAGGUUACAACUGGAGGUUGGGUUAUGUCUGAUGAAGCAACAUCUCAUAUUUAUGCUAUGCUUGAUCAAUUAAUUGAAGGUCACCAAUGGUUAAAAACGAAUUUAGAUAUAAUACCAGAAUCAGGAUGGGCAGUUGAUCCCUUUGGUCAUGGUGGCACCAUUCCCUAUUUUUUAAAGGCAUCUGGUGUGACGGGAACAGUUAUUCAAAGGAUUCAUUAUGCUUGGAAGCAAUGGUUUGCUAAAAAACAAUUUGGUGAUUUUAUUUGGCAGCAACCAUGGGAUCAGGAUGGAAUAGCUGAUAUUUUGACACAUAAUCAGCCUUUUGACAUAUACAAUAUUAAACAUUCUUGUGGACCUCAUCCUCAUGUUUGUCUAAAUUUUGAUUUUCGCAAAAUUCGUGGUGAAUAUACAGAAUAUUCUGUUAGAGCAGUAGACAUCACAUCAAAUAACGUUAAAACAAUGGCGGAAAUGCUAUUGGAACAAUACUCAAAGACUGGUUCUUUAUUUCCUCACAAUGUUGUUUUGAUGCCCUUGGGUGAUGAUUUUAGAUACGAUUAUGCAAUAGAAUGGGACCAACAAUAUACCAACUACAAGAUUCUUAUAGAUUAUAUUAACAGCAAAAAAAAUGAAUACAAUGCGCAAGUUGUAUUUGGUACUCCAAAAGAUUACUUUCGAGAGAUAAAAAAACGAAUGAAGCACUUUCCGACUUUAAGUGGAGAUUUCUUUGUAUACUCUGAUAUUUUUAGUGAAGGCAGACCUGCUUACUGGAGUGGUUACUUUACUACAAGACCCUAUAUGAAAAUUUUAGAUCGAGAACUUGAAAGUAAUUUGCGAUCUGCUGAAAUCCUCUAUACUAUAGCAUUGAAUACGGCAAAAAAAUCUAUACAAGAAGAAAAAAAAGACAGGGGGGGUGAUCUCAAACUAUAUGAAGCUUGGUUUGAAAAAUUGGUUAAAGCCAGACGGAAUUUAGGACUUUUUCAACAUCAUGAUGCAAUAACUGGUACUUCAAAAUCCUUUGUUAUGAAAGAUUAUGCUCUCAAGUUGUUUGAAUCAAUUACCGACAUGACAAAUUUACAAAGCUUUGCAAUUCAAUCAUUAACUUCUACGCCUGCAAUAGCUUCAGUUGAUUCGACUAGAAUCAAUUAUGUAUUGUCUGAAUCUGAUAGAGAUAGUUAUGAAAAACUGCCGAAAAAAAUUCCUAUUAAUGUUGAAGGAUCAAACAAUAAAAGAAUUAUUUUAUUCAAUUCCCUUGUUCAAAAUAGACAGGAAGUAAUUAGUCUGAAAGUUACUUCAUGUAAAAUAAAAGUUUUAGAUCCAUACAAAAAUUCAAUUUCUUAUCAAAUUGCUCCAGUCAUGAAUGCAACUGGCAUAACUCAUGACGUAUUUAUACUUUUAUUCGUAGCUAAUUUGAAACCACUUUCUAUUGCUACAUACUAUAUAUAUGAAAUUGACAAAAUUCCGAGAGAAGCAAUCUCUACUGUUUAUUGCAAUAGGUGUAAUAAGGAUAUUUUAUUUCCAAUAAAGCCUAUUCAACCUAGUGAUGUACAAUUAGAAAACGAAAAAAUAAAACUCAUUUUUGAUAGACAAAGUGGAUUUUUAAAGCAGAUAACGAAAAAAUCGACCAAUACAAUUAUGCAAUGUUCUAUUCAAUUUGCUGCAUAUUCCUCUGCUCAAUUUCAUAGUGGAGCAUAUCUUUUUAUGCCAGAUCCAAAUCUUAGAGAUACAGAUAAAGACAUACUUGAAUCAUCGCACCAAAAAAUGUAUAUUGUCUCUGGUAAUAUUAGCUCGCGUUUAACAGUUGAAUAUGGAAAGUUGUUGACCCAUCAUGUUGCCAUUUAUCAUCACCACAGUUAUCUUUCUGAGGCUAUCCAUCUUAGAAAUAUAGUAGACUUUGAAACACCUCCGAAAAAUCGUGAAACAGAAAUGUUUAUGAGGUUACAAACAGAUAUUCUCAAUGGAGAUCCUCCAGAGUUUUAUACUGAUUUAAACGGACAUCAAAUGAUAAAGAGAACGAAAAUUGAAAGAAUCGGUAUAGAAGGUAAUUAUUUUCCUAUUACAACAAUGGCAUACAUACAAGAUAAUACACAUAGAUUAACGUUACUCGUUAAUCAUGCUCAAGGAGCAGCAAGUUAUCAACCAGGUUGGCUGGAAGUUAUGUUAGAUCGAAGAACUCUACACGAUGAUUCAAGAGGAAUGGGUGAGGGCUUAUUGGAUAAUAAAAAAACUGUAAUUAAACAUUGGUUACUUUUUGAAAAUAUUGCUAAAAGCGUUGAUAACGGCGGUGACAAAUAUUCAAAACCAUCUUUAAUCGCCAAUCAUCUAAGCAAUUCGCUGAAUUAUCCUGUCAACAUUUUUGUUGUAGAACUUGCAACAGCUGCCCUAAAUCAGAUAGCAUCUGAAACAAGAUUAGUCAGUCAAAGUUUUCCAUGUGAUGUUCACUUAUUAAAUUUAAGGACUGAUCAUGAUUCAAAGCUUCCUUAUUUUCCUGAAAAUAGUGCUCUUUUAGUACUUCACAGACAAGGAUAUAGCUGUUUGGUUGGUACAACUCUAAACAAUUGUCCCUUGCUCAAUUCCGAAGAAGAUGCUAACUUUAAGCAAGACAUUUUUUUCACAAAAUCUGUAGGUAAACUUAACAUUACAAAAACCUCAUUAACUGGUACUAAAACCGAAAGACAUCUAAGAAAUGGUUUUCAGGAAAUUUUUCUCAAGCCUAUGGAAGUUCAAACUUACAAAAUUAACUUUUUACGGUGAAUUUCAUGCCAUUCUUUGUAAUUUUCAUACAAGGAUAUUACUAUUUUUUUUUAAUCUUUUAUUUUUUAAUAGUUUAUUGAUUAAAAUUUUUUUUUAAUUUUCUUUAUAAUCUUCUGUAUAUUUCUCAUAUUAUUUAUUAUUAUUAUAUUAAAAAGUUAGCAUAUGCAAAACACAACUGAUAUGCGUGUUUGUUCUGGGUAUUGUUAUGUGACAGUGCUAACGAGAAGAAAUGUUAUAAAUCUUUAUUGUAUAAAAUUGCAGAAUAUUCAGAAAAUUUUUUCUCUAAAUUAUUCAAAUUAUAGCGAUAGUUUUUGCACGAAACUUGUGACAAAGUAAAGUAUUUGAAAAAUUCUACACUCAAUUUUUAUGUAAGUUGGCAAUGCAAAGUUGCCAUAUAUGAGACAUUUUUCGCAAAUUAGAUGCAUUUUUGUAGUGCAAAUUUUCUGAAAAAAGCCUGUCAUUUAACAGAUGCCUUAAUUAUAUAUAGAAUAUUUUUUACGGAAAAUGUUGAAGACUUUUUAAAAGUAUUAGUAGUUUUAAUUUAAAUAAAUAUUUAUUAUUUGUUAUCCAAGUAUUUAAAAAAAAUAUUUGUCGUGUAAAUAUAUUCAACUUUUUUCAUUGUUUCAAUAGUGUCCUGUAAAAGAAGCAUUAUAUAAUGCUGCCUGUAGAAUAGUAUUAUGAAUUAUAAUUUCCCAUUCCAACACAACACCUAAUCUUUGAAUAGUAAUAUUUUCAACACUGUAUCAAUAUUCUAAUAUUUCAUCAAUAUGUGAUAUGGGGGUGGAAAUGUAUAAGAGUAUGACUGUGCAAAUUCAAAAGAUUUAAUUCAAUACUAAUGUACAGGAAAAAUUUCAGGUACAACAGAUGUGCUAACCGCAGUACAUCAAUGUAUGUAUAUAUUAGUGCUAACACUAUAAAAAGAAAAUUAAAGCUGAUUUCAGAUAUCAAAAGAAAAAUUAAUAAAAUUCUAAAUGAACAAUUUCUUUUUACAGUGAAAUGCCAAUUUCAUUCAUAUGUAUAAUAUUCAUGUACAGUGCAUAUACAUAUAUAUUGCUUAAGUAUAAUACUCAAACUUUCAAUUUCAUA
Molecule: messenger RNA, 5697 nt
Organism: Leptopilina boulardi
Lineage: Eukaryota; Metazoa; Arthropoda; Insecta; Hymenoptera; Figitidae
Gene: alpha-Man-IIb
Product: alpha-mannosidase 2
Exons: 7
Coding region: 1285-4611 (1108 amino acids)
Biological process (GO): mannose metabolic process; protein deglycosylation; N-glycan processing
Cellular component (GO): Golgi membrane
Molecular function (GO): carbohydrate binding; alpha-mannosidase activity
Source: RefSeq, a predicted model, not a curated record